Messenger RNA from Stomoxys calcitrans (stable fly), 248 nucleotides. RefSeq names its product small ribosomal subunit protein uS14-like. The transcript has a single exon. The coding region runs from base 1 to 171 and encodes 56 amino acids. The record is from RefSeq and is a predicted model, not a curated record. Gene Ontology annotation, cellular component: ribosome; cytosolic small ribosomal subunit. Lineage: Eukaryota; Metazoa; Arthropoda; Insecta; Diptera; Muscidae. Gene Ontology annotation, biological process: translation. Gene Ontology annotation, molecular function: zinc ion binding; structural constituent of ribosome.
AUGGGUUUUUCUAAUAUUUGGUACUCUCAUCCUCGUAAAUACUACCAAAGUUCCAUAUGCCGCCGUGCCUGCUCUAACCGUCAUUGUUUGAUCCUCAAAUAUGGCUUGAACAUCUGUCGUCAAUGCUUCAGAGAAUACGCAAACGAUAUUGACUUUAAGAAGUUGCAUUAAACUCCCUUCUUUGAUGACUACAAAACUGUAAAGGAAACACCACACCCCUUAUUCAUUGUGAUGGCCUGAGACACCAU